AUGGCACCCAAGAAGCAAAAGCAGAGACGUUCAGUUGUGAGGGCUACAAGGAGAGUGGUGAAGGAGACAGUGAAGAUUGAACUAAUAGGAUCCGAUCUCUCAACAACCCAAGAAGAGGAGCUUGUGGCCACUACUACUACCGUGUCCAAAAAGAAACAAACAACUCAUCAUCAUUCCCCAAAAGUGAUCAGAACAAUCCCCAUCGAAACCCAAGAAGAAGAAGAGCAGGAAACCCAAAUGGAAACAGUCAAAGAAAAUAAGAAGGGUGGUCGUGGUGGUGUAAAGAGGCAGGGGAUGAAGAAGAAGAAGAAGAAGGGAUUGGAAGGGUACAAGAUUUACGUGCACAGGUUGAUGAAACAGAUUCAUCCAGAUAUGGAGAUAUCAGAAAAGGCUAUGAAUGUGGUGAACAAUUUCAUGGGCGACAUGUUCGAGAGGCUGGCGGAAGAGGCUGCAAGAAUGUCCAAGUACACUAACAAGAUGACAAUAACCUCGAGGGAGAUCCAGACGGCUGUCCGAUUGGUACUUCCAGGGGAGCUAGGAAAGCAUGCGGUUGCAGAGGGAACAAAAGCCGUAGUCAAUUAUGUGUCCUAUCCCAAGACCAAGACCUAG
Messenger RNA from Impatiens glandulifera, 609 nucleotides. RefSeq names its product histone H2B, gonadal-like. Gene Ontology annotation, molecular function: DNA binding; structural constituent of chromatin; protein heterodimerization activity. Gene Ontology annotation, biological process: nucleosome assembly. The record is from RefSeq and is a predicted model, not a curated record. The coding region runs from base 1 to 609 and encodes 202 amino acids. Gene Ontology annotation, cellular component: nucleosome. The transcript has a single exon. NCBI's taxonomy places the organism in Eukaryota, Viridiplantae, Streptophyta, Magnoliopsida, Ericales, Balsaminaceae.